This is a messenger RNA of Zophobas morio, 1292 nucleotides long. RefSeq names its product zinc finger protein 711-like. Gene Ontology annotation, biological process: positive regulation of transcription by RNA polymerase II. The record is from RefSeq and is a predicted model, not a curated record. The transcript has 3 exons. Bases 58 to 1149 code for a protein of 363 amino acids. Gene Ontology annotation, cellular component: nucleus. Lineage: Eukaryota; Metazoa; Arthropoda; Insecta; Coleoptera; Tenebrionidae.
UUCGCGAGUUUUUUAACUAAAAAACAAUCAGGGCUUUUUUUGGUACAAGGUAAAAAAAUGUCAAUUCUGGAAUAUUCGGAGCCUCAACGUGCCAGUUUUUACAUGCACUCAAUUUUGCAACAUUUCAACUGUGAAAACUCCAACCUCGAAACUUACUGCUGCAAGGACUGCAAUUUUCAAACAGAGCUCAGACUUCUUCUGAAACAACACUUCGAUAAACACCACAAAACCACAAACGACGAAAAGGAAUACACCAUUCGAAGCUACUUGUGUCGAAAGUGUAGCUUCGAAACUUACUUUUCUGUGAAACUGCUUCAACACACAUUGGCGUGUUUACAGAGUAAACGUUAUACCAAAACUAAAAGUGUCACGAAAACUGUUGUGACAUGGUUUACAUGUGAUCAGUGUGACUUUAAAUCCAAAUAUAAGUGGAUUUUAAAAGCGCACAAAAUUUCAAAACACUUGACUGACGACGAAAUCAGUUGGUAUCAGUGCACUAGGUGUUCAUACAGAGGCAAACAAAAAGUCAAUUUGAAGUCACAUAUAUACAACCACCAUUUGAACGAAGAGGAUAUUAAAUGGCAUGAAUGCCCCAAGUGCCCAUACAAAGCUAAACAGAAAUCGACGUUAAACAGUCACAUGAUCGCCCACCAUUUUAGUGAAAAGGAUGUUAAGCGUUAUGGAUGUGACAAGUGUCCUUAUAAAGCCAAACGUCUUUCUCUGUUAAAAAAACACAUCCAGUUUAACCACUCAGAAGACGACGUUAAAUGGUACGAAUGCCAGAAGUGCCCAUACAAAACUAAACAAAAGUCUAAUUUAACGAGUCACAUCACGUCGCACCAUUUGGAUGGGGACGAUAUUAAAUGGUAUGAAUGCAAGUAUUGUCCAUUCAAAGCUAAAAGGAAACCAAAUUUGAAAAAUCACGUAAUCGCACGACAUUCAGACGGGAAGGAUAUUAAAUGGCACGAGUGUAAACAGUGUCCAUUUAAAGCUAAGAGAAGUUCGAAUUUGAAAAGCCACGUAAUCGCGCGGCAUUUAGAUGCCAAAGAUAUUAAGUGGUAUGAGUGUACCAAGUGUCCUUACAAAGGUAAACGGAAUUUUGAUUUGAAAAGUCACAUGAAUCUUCGGCAUGCAGAUGAACAGGUGUAAGUUAAACUGUACAAACCAAAACUACCUUAAAAUUAUAUACAACAAAGUUGUAGUUUGUAAAUAUAUUCGUCAGGUCCUCAAUGAUUUUCAUAUGUAAUUUGAAAAAAACUGUGUACAAUAAAUGGCAGUGUUGUUUUAUUUUA